Soboliphyme baturini is the source of this 222-nucleotide messenger RNA. The record is from the annotation of a GenBank genome assembly. NCBI's taxonomy places the organism in Eukaryota, Metazoa, Nematoda, Enoplea, Dioctophymatida, Soboliphymatidae.
AUGCGUGUCGUCCCUGGACAGGUGGACCAAAAUAUGUUUACAGUAAUGCGUUACGUUGCUGCGUAUCUGUUGGCCGUAUUGGGCGGUAAGAAGGAACCUCAGCUUGAUGACAUACAGAAGAUCCUGGCUGCCGUCGGCGUUGAUUGUGACGAUUCGAAGGCGAAGAAAGUUAUCGAAUCAUGCAAGGGCCAUGACGUGAAUGACCUGAUUGAACAAGGUUAG